CACAGACCUGACUUUCAGGAUUUCAUUUCCUGAAGCAGAGCUCACAACAGGCAGCAGGGAGAGAAUGGAAAAGGCAGCAUGAAACUGAAAAGUGCCGUUCCUCAGGCAAUGAAGAGACAAAAAAGAAGACAGCACUCAUAAAAAACCCAGGAACCAUCAAGUUCUAGUGUUUCAUUAUCUAAUAAGAUGGAAAAAGAGGUCCAAGAUCUCACUGUUGUGCUGUUUGGAAACAGCUCUGCAGUUGGAGAUGAGAACAUUCUGCUUGGGCAACCCACUGCAGAUGUUGCUGAUUUCUCAGUGAUUGUUCCAAAAUCAAAGAAGAUAUCAGGACGCAUUGUCAAUCUAAUUAACAUACUUGACCUGCAAGACAAUGCACUUCACGUGGAUCGGGCCAUUGUUCGUCUAGUCCAGGAAAAUAAAAUCCAUGCCUUUGUCUUUGUUCUCCAACUGGGCCACUUAACAGAUGCUGAUAAGGUGGGACUAGAAUGGCUACAGAAAAAGUUUGGUGAAAGUGUGCUUCGAUUUGUGAUGAUUCUCUUCACUUAUGAAAAACUAGAAGACUGUGACACCAUCAUAGACGACCUGAAAAAAAAUCCUGUUCUAGUACAUCUAGUUGAGAAGUGUGGAGACAGAUACCACACCUGCAGCAAGAAUAUGAACAACCAAUCAGAGAUGAAAACACUGCUGGAGAAGAUUGACUACCUGAUUUCUGAGAACAAUCAGCGCUGCUACACUGCAGAACUGUACAACACAGCUUCAAACCUCAGAGAAGACAGAUUGAGCCAACAAAGCCGGUUACCAGCCUCUGAUUCUCAACUUCCAAAGUAUAAGACAGCUGGUACAGUCAGCAAACAAAUAACAGAAAAAGAAAAGGUAUCAAAAAAUCCUUUAAGAAAGACAUUCAAGUCAUUGCCACACACGACCUGGUUCUGGAAAAAAGAGCGAAAUCUUUCGCGGGAAAACAUAGAGCUUGAUGGAGCAGAACAUACUCAACAUAACAAUGAAGAAAAAGCAGUGGGAAAAAUAACAUCGGAAAAAACAGACCAGCUGUUUACAAGACUUGAGUUAAAAAGAAAUGAGAAACAAAGAAUAAAAUCAGCAGACAUUCUUCAAAUAACUUCGCCACCAUUACACUGCCAAAAGCCCUGUACAGAAAAAGAACUGGUUCAAAUGUUCAUAAAAAGAUUGCUGUUGAUGGACCACAGGGCAAGAAAUAUUUCCAUUACAGAUGGAGCCAGUGAGGUGCAUCACAGGCAAUCAACUCCAGCAAACAAAUGUGGGGAGAAGAAACUUGCAAAUUUCUUGAAAAAAAAUCCAUCUCUUAAUAAAGCAACCAGUAAAAAUUCUGUUCACCCCAUGGAUGUUCAAAUGGCUGUGUUCCACCACUCAGACAGUUUUCUUAAACAGCUGAUAGUGACUAAGCUGUCGCAGUGUCAGUACGCUCUGCCUCUACUGGUGCCCAAUCCCUUUACAGGAGAGAUUGAGUUUCCUCUAUGGACAUUCCGUCAGAUCAAAAAGAGCUGGAUGACGUGUAACACUACUGGUAAGAAGACCAGCAAAAUGAUACCAAUGCAUGAAGCUGAAACUCCAAUGGUAUUCUUCUUUAGACUUGGUUCCAUAUCCUCGUCCAAGUCUCAGCUGAUAAAUGACCUGAUCAAUGAAAGGCACAAAACAUUCUUUCACAGAAACUGCUUAGGAAGCACCAGAGACCGUCUCCUGAUGGAUGGUGUGGUGGAGAUCGCCUGGUACUGCCCAUCUGGGAAAAGCACUGAUCAAUUUACUGACUGUGUGGCUUUCUGUAAUCUACAUGGUGAUGCAGAAAAUCACAAGAAACAGCUAGAGAUUCUGACUGAAAUGUCUUCCAUGAAUGUAGUAGUUUUAGGCAAUCAAGAUGAUAGUACCACCGAUAAUGAAGCACUAGAAAAUCUCUUUGAAGGUGCAAAGCCACUAAUUUGCUUACUCAGUGAUGAUGACUCAACCGUCAGUUGGACUGAGAACUUAAAAUGUAAAAUUGGUCUUAAAGACAGGAAUCAGGCAGUUGUAUCCAAGGAGCUCAGAGAGACCAUCAAAGAGUGUUUUUCAACAUCACUCUCUACUUUCAGUCUUAAAAAAUUGGGCAAAAACAAAGAUAUCUCAAUAGAUGAAAAUAAAGAAGAAUGCCAGAAAGGGAAGGAAGCUGCUAUGCAGAUAAUGCUACUACUGGAAAGAACAGAACUGACUACAGUUAAGGAGACAUAUCUUCCCUGUCAGGGGAAACUGUGGCAUAAAUGGUGCCAGAAAAAAAAGGAACUACACCGACUUAAAGGGCACAACAUACAGAUACAAAAGAGUGAAAAACAAGCUGAAAUGAAGGAGAUUCGCAGGCAACAACAUGAACAUGAACUCUCAGAACUUAUUGAGCUGUUCAUUCGCACAAUGAAUUCACUAACAGAAAAUGAGAAGUGCUAUUUUCUAAAAUGGCUUGGGAUCCUGCUGGAUAACAGUACCACAGAUGAACUCUCUGGCUUCCGUCAAGCAUAUGAUCUGACCUGGUCAAAAGUUCUGGACCUAAAAGGACAAGCAGACAAAUCAGAAGAAAUGAAGGCUGCCCAAACACAACUUGAAGAAAUAUCACAAAAACUGAGCGCUGCGUCCUUCGGUAUGGAACACAUUCUCAGGGAGAUGGGUCAGAUAUAUGAGUCAUUAAGCAGUGUUCAAGUAGCAAAGAAAGAUUUCACUCUCCCCAAAAUUGCAGCUGAGGUGAUGCUAUCUGGGCAUCCACUGGAGCUGAUGGAUGGUGACACAGGUCAUGUUCCCCUGGACUGGGUUUCUGCGGUUCUAGAUGAACUCAUCAAGAAAUUAGGUGACAAGAGGGUUUUUGUCUUGUCAGUUUUAGGAAUUCAGAGCUCUGGGAAAUCCACUAUGCUCAAUGCCAUGUUUGGACUCCAGUUUGCAGUCAGUGCAGGAAGGUGCACCAAAGGAGCCUUCAUGCAGCUGGUCAAAGUGUCUGAGGAGAUGAAGGAAGAACUGAAGUUUGAUUAUAUUGUUGUUGUUGAUACUGAAGGUUUACGGGCUCCAGAGUUGACUGGAAUGUCAACAAGACAACAGGACAAUGGACUUGCAACAUUUGUUGUAGGUCUUGGAAACAUGACUUUGAUCAAUAUUUUUGGAGAGAACCCAGCAGAGAUGCAGGACAUCCUUCAGAUUGUUGUUCAGGCCUUCAUGAGGAUGAAGAAGGUCAGACUGAAUCCCAGCUGCAUGUUUGUGCAUCAGAAUGUUGGAGAAAUCACAGCUGGAGAGAGAAACAUGGAAGGACGGAAACGCUUCCUGGACAAACUUGAUGAAAUGACAAAAUUAGCUGCUAAAGAGGAAGACUGCAACGCAAAAUGUUUCAGUGAUGUCAUUGAAUUUGAUGUGAAGAGUGAUGUGUGGUACUUCACACAGCUCUGGGAGGGUAGCCCACCCAUGGCACCACCAAACCCUCUGUACUCUGAAAAUAUUCAGGAGCUAAAAAGCAACAUCAUCUUGAAAAUCUCCAAGAAACGUGGUGUGACGUUGUCAGAAUUCAAAGGAAAUUUCAGCAGUUUAUGGAAUGCACUUCUGGAUGAAAAUUUUGUGUUUAGCUUCAGAAACAUAUUGGAAAUUGCACUCUACAGGAAACUGGAGCAUGAGUACAGUAAAUGGACAUGGAGUCUAAGGAGUGCCAUGCUGGCAAUUGAGAACAGACUCCACAACAGAGUCAGUAAUGAAAAUUCCCUAAAGAUUGAUGAAAAGGACAUUGUGGAAUGCAUGAAAGAGACAAAGACAGUUGUAGAAACAUCAAUUAAAAAGUUCUUUAAUGAAGACCGAGAUAAAGAAAUACUGAUCCAAUGGCAAGAAAGAUUUCAGAGAAAAAUUGUAGAUCUUUGCAAUGAGCUUGUAGAAGGAACAAAGAGAAAGUUGGACGAUAUUAUUCGAUUGAAAAUAACAAGGGAGAAAGUAGACUGUGAAAAGAAAAUGUAUGAAAAUGAGCUUUUUAAACUGAGUAAAGACCUCGCCUUUUGUUUGAAAAACAAAGAAACUGAGGAAGAUGCCCUUGAGAAAGAAUUUGAAGAUGUCUGGUCCAAGUGGGUCACUGAGCUGACACCAGGCACACCCUCAUUUGGUGACAUUAAUAUAUGGGGUGAUGUAACACAGAUCUUGUCAGAAAGCUGUGAAAUAAACCUCGUUUGUGAGCGACAGAACCAGGGUACUUACAAAAGAAUUGAUGCAUUAGGAGAUUACUCAGACUAUGUCAUUCUUAAAAAACAAGAAGACUUUGGCCAGGAAAAUCUGCCAUCAUCAAAUAAACAGGGAGAGGAAGAUGACAAUAAUGCUUGUGCAUUUGGUCAAGUACUCAAAGAUGAGGAACACAGUCUCUAUGAAGAGAACUGUAGAACCAAUACUUUUACAGCAGACGAUAACAAUUCAUUGACUGAUCUCAUUACAAACACUGUCACAGACAUUAAGGCAGAAAUUCAGAAGGUACCCAUUGCAGAACGUGGAUACAGUCGCAUCUACAUUGCAGAAAUAAUUGCCUCCGUCAAACAUAAAGUAGAAGCAUAUGAAUGCAGAACCUCUGGGUUUAUACUAAAAAAAGAAUUCACAGUGGAUUUGUGUCUCUAUGUCUGUAGCUUUGCAGCAAAACAAUUUGCAGAGCUACACAAGGAAUUCAAGGAAGCCUAUGAUGUAAGACUGUACCUGGAGAAACAGAGGCCACAGUACUUUAACAUCUUCAAGAACUACUGCAAUGGUGCAACGUCUACAGCUGUGUUUGGUCAGCUAAUUGUGGAUACACUUGAGCCAUCAAUACUGCAGGCAGCAUAUGACCAAACUGCCAUUGAUCUGAGUGAGAAAAUGAAACGUGAUGUUCCUGCAUUUAAUGGAAACAGGUCAAAUCUGGAAAAACACAUUCUGACAUCACUAGCAGAAGAGGAGUCAUUUGAGAAUUACAUUCAAUACAUUCAAAAACCCAGAGAAUAUUUUAAAUAUUUUAUUAAGAAGAUAGUCAAAGGCUACGUUUUGAAUGAAAACUGCCAAGUGGUUCUAGAAACCAUUAAAAGCAACAUCAUCUCCAAAGGAAAGUGUGUGGUGGAUGCUGUGAAUGAAGCGACAGAGAAGAUAAAAAGUAGUAAUGGAGACGUCAGCAUGUGGCUUCAGCAUUUAUCCAGAAAACUACAAGAUGAGCUUCAGUUUAAAGAAAAGUCAUGUAGUGAGCAGAAAGAAAUUACAGACCUUGACUUUCUUCGAGAGGUUGUGAUUAAAGGUCUAAAUAAUAUCAUUCCAAAGUUGAGCAACAGCUUUCAAGACAUUUCUGACCUCAAAUGGGAAAUGUUCAGGAAGAAACCAGACGAUAUUCUGAUUGAGCACCUCUGCCGAUGCUGCUGGGCACAGUGUCCAUUCUGUAAUGCCAUCUGCACCAACACAAUGGAAGAUCACACUGGAGAUCACAGUGUCCGUUUCCACCGUAACUGUGGAACAAAUGGAUGGUCUUACAUUUUAAAAAAUGAGCUUGGAAUUGAAUUCUGCACAACUCUUGUUUUAAGUGAUCUGCAUUUUCGUGCAAAUGAUAAAGUUUUAUACUUUAAAGACUACAGAACUGCAGGUGGAGAAUAUGCCAGAUGGAAUAUCAGCCCUGAUAAUUCUGAGAUGCCAUACUGGAAAUGGUUUGUGUGCAGAUUCCAGGAGGACUUGGAAAAGCAUUACAAGAAAAAAUUCAUAGGACAUGGAGAGAUUCCCAGUGAAUGGAGGGAUUGCUUUAAAGAUAAAGCUAUUGAAAGCUUAAGUGAAUUGUAGUAUAACUGAAAAUUCUUGAAAUGAGUUGAAUCCUGAAUGAACUCUGAGCCAGAUAAACUAAUUGCAUGUGUUCAUCUCAUCUGGACCUGUGCUGACAUAGCUCUAUAGUCAUAGUUGAGUUCUCAUAGUUGACAUCUCUCUCUCUCUCUCUCUCUCUCUCUCUCUCUCUCACUCACUAAUUAAAACAGCCCACAUUGUCAAUACAAAAGUAAAAAAAGACUAUUGUAUGAAUUCUUGUGGAAAGUGGAAAUAAUGAAUGAUUUUUUUUUCCUUUUGAUGGUUGUUUUGUAAGCAUAACUGACUUAUCCUGAAAUAUAAUGUGCAUGCAAUAAAUUUGCAUCUUAUUUUGGUGAUGGCCACCCUAGCCUAGAGAUGUUGUUCUAAUAAUAUGAUAGGCAAUUAUAAUAAAAUCUGUGUAAUCAA
Messenger RNA from Colossoma macropomum (tambaqui), 6216 nucleotides. Its product is annotated as interferon-induced very large GTPase 1-like. The coding region runs from base 187 to 5793 and encodes 1868 amino acids. Gene Ontology annotation, molecular function: GTP binding. The transcript has 6 exons. The record is from RefSeq and is a predicted model, not a curated record. NCBI's taxonomy places the organism in Eukaryota, Metazoa, Chordata, Actinopteri, Characiformes, Serrasalmidae.